Dujonia railenensis is the source of this 1443-nucleotide messenger RNA. NCBI's taxonomy places the organism in Eukaryota, Fungi, Ascomycota, Pichiomycetes, Serinales, Debaryomycetaceae. The record is from the annotation of a GenBank genome assembly.
AUGUCAUUUGAAGAUAGGACUAAAACUUUUGAAAAUUGGUUGAAGACAAACCAAUUUAAAACUUCACCAAAGAUUAAAAUAUCAGAUCUUCGUGAAAAAAACCAAGGCAGAUGUAUAAUCGCAUUGGAAGACAUCGAAGAGAACGAAGAACUCUUCUCAAUACCACACAGUAAAAUAUUAAACCUUAAAAAUGGUGACUUAUACCAGAGUAGGUUAACUUCAGAUUUGAAACUGAAGUUGGAAGAAUUGAAUGACUGGGAGUCAUUAAUCUUAACAAUCAUGUGGGAAUGGAAAGUGCUAAAGACCAAGAGCGCUUGGUUGGAUUAUUUCAAUGUAUUGCCCUUAAAUGAUCCAUCUUAUAGUUUCAAUCACCUUAUGGUAUGGACAGAUGUAGAGUUAAAAUCUUUAAACCCUUCAUCAAUUCUAGGAAGAAUUGGUAAAGAGGAAGCAAAAGAAAUGUACGAAAGACUUUUUACUGAAACAGUAGAAGACCUAGGAAUCAAAAAUGAAAUGGGAGAUAUCGCUUAUGAUGACUAUCUUAAAGUAGCGUCGGUUAUAAUGAGCUAUUCAUUUGAUGUAGAGGAUGAAAAUAAUUUAAACGGUGAUGAAGAGGAUGAAGAAGAUGAAGAAGAUGAGGUUGAGGAUAAGCUCAUCAAAAGUAUGGUCCCAUUGGCCGAUACUUUAAAUGCAGAUUCGAAUCUUUGCAACGCAAACUUGACGUAUUCUAAGUCAUAUUUGACGAUGAUAGCUACCAGUAAAAUUGCGAAAGGUGAACAGAUCUAUAAUACUUAUCUGGAUCACCCUAAUGCGGAAAUUCUUCGUAGAUAUGGAUACGUUGAACUCAACGGCUCUAAAAAUGAUUUUGGAGAAGUUACUUUGGCAAACAUAAAAGAAUCAUUCUCUGAGCAAAUUCCAACCAUUGACGAAUUCAUCGAAUACAUACAUGAUGAAAUUGAUUUGGAUGAAAUUGAAGAGGGCAUUGAAUUACUCUCUGAGGCCUAUGAAUGUUAUAGCUCGGGUGAAGUUAUACCCGAAUUUAUCUUACUUGUCCAAUUCUUAGUUACUAUUCUGAGUGUUAACCUGGUUGAGCCUGUUUCUUUUGGUGAUCCAUCUUCCAUUAAAAGAAUAUUAAAGAAGUGUUUGCAAUUGAUCGAAUCCGGAAAAUUGACCAAGGGAUUUAUUGCACAAUACAAAAAGAUCCUUGAACUUAGACUAGGUGAAUAUGACCUUGAAAGCACCUCAGAAAUAGGUGAUGGAUCACUGAGGCGAUCAAUGGCUAAGAUUGUACUAAAGUCUGAAAGUAGUUCCUUGACAAAUUGCUUGGAUGUAAAUAAAGUGUUUGAAUCUUUCAAAAUAAUCGACGACGACAAGUUACUUAGAAAUAUUGUGAAGAAAAGAGUUGGGGAAGAACAAUCGGGUAACAAAAAAAGGUUUAAAAAGUAA